Messenger RNA from Henningerozyma blattae CBS 6284, 1425 nucleotides. RefSeq names its product Rpd3L histone deacetylase complex subunit DEP1 (gene DEP1). The record is from RefSeq and is a predicted model, not a curated record. NCBI's taxonomy places the organism in Eukaryota, Fungi, Ascomycota, Saccharomycetes, Saccharomycetales, Saccharomycetaceae. Gene Ontology annotation, molecular function: histone deacetylase binding. The coding region runs from base 1 to 1425 and encodes 474 amino acids. The transcript has a single exon. Gene Ontology annotation, cellular component: Sin3-type complex. Gene Ontology annotation, biological process: negative regulation of transcription by RNA polymerase II.
AUGACAGGUAAUUCUAACGGGAAUGCUACAUUCAAUGAAGAUGAAGAGAGUAUAUUGAGUGCGGUUGAUUCCAAUGCUAUUAAGCAAGAUAUCAAACUUUUAGAUAUGGAGAAUGUGUCUAGCGAUGCAGAGACUGAAAAAUUAGAGGAAUCUAAAGAUGGGGUUACGUCUAAGGAGAAAAAAGAAGGAGGAGGAGGAGACGUGCCUAGAAUUACUGAUCUUUUAAAGGAGAGCCAUGUGAAAAGCAGUACGAAUGUUGUGGCAAGUGCAUUGGAGGGUAUAAAUGAGCAAGUAAACUCAGAUCCUCUUAAGGAAAGUUCAAGAGAGCCUGAACACCUAGAGCAGAAGCCAGUGUUGACUGAGCAAAACGAAUUAGCAGCAGAAAAGAAGGAAGAUUUCACAGAAAAGAAGGAAGAUUUCAUAGAAAAAAAGGAAGUAGAAGAACACCCUAAAGAAAAUUCAAGUGAUAAGCCUAUUGAUGAAAGCCCUAAAGAACCAAGUAAUGAUGAAGAAAUAAACUCUAAACUAAGUGAAAGCGUUAUUGAGAAAAAUGAAGUACCAUCUACAAAUGAAAAUCACACCAUUGCUAAUGAAGGUGAUGCAGAUGAAGAAGAAGGAGAUGAAGAAGAUAAUGAUAAUGAUGUGCCCCUAGGUAAGAAGGACGAGCCAAGCCAGAACAAGACUCAAACCCCUGUUAUUGAUGAAGAAGCCAUUCGUUUGAAUGCCCUACAGGAAAUGACACAAAUAGAACACGCCUUUGCCAGUGUGCGUCAAAGAUUAUACGAACAUAAACUAACCAAGUUAGAAACAGAAUUAAAAAUGUGUCUUGAUGGAUCUCACCCUGAUCUACAAUCCUACUACCAGAUCAUCCAGGCCGUUCGUGAUGACAAGUUGCGCCGUGCAUACCAUGUGCAAAAAUACUCUCUGCAUUGUAUCAGCAAAGAGACUCACGCUUCCAGAACCAUGGUCCACCAGGAUUUCUACCGCCGUACUACCCAACUGCGUGCCCAGUUACUUCAAGAUACCACCCAACAAUGGUAUGAUAUUAACAAAGAACGUCGUGAAAUUGAUGCCCCACCAUCUGCCGAGCCUGUGUAUCACGUGCCUGUCAAGGUGGCGCACGUGACACUCAGCUGUGUUACCGGAUAUGCGGGUCCUGCUCAACCAAGACUCCCAGGAGAACCAAUUUCUGAGGAUGUGGCUGCUGAAGGUGUGGCACUCAAGUUCCGUGCUAACCCAGUAGACAAACUGGAAGUAAUCGUGGACCGUAUGCGUCUAAAUAACCAACUAAGUGACUUACAGGGACUGGACCGCUACUACCACGGCUUCCCUGGUGCACCUGACCUGGCACCACUACGAGACUCGGAAGUGGCAGACGAUUUGGCUGCAUUACGUAAUGUACUACACGGGUCACGUGCAGGGUAA